Messenger RNA from Morus notabilis, 2334 nucleotides. RefSeq lists its product as uncharacterized. The record is from RefSeq and is a predicted model, not a curated record. The transcript has 3 exons. Bases 364 to 1779 code for a protein of 471 amino acids. Lineage: Eukaryota; Viridiplantae; Streptophyta; Magnoliopsida; Rosales; Moraceae.
CGAUUACUGUGCCGUAGCCAACAGUGUGGUGUGUCUCGCGGCAAUAUAUCCCAUUUGUUUAAUCAAAAUCACAUAUCACUCCAUUGAAAAUCCCAUUUUCAUUUCUUCUCUCCUCUCCUCUCCUCCUUUUGGUCUUUCCCUUAUCGUUUUGGCUCUUAUUUCAGUCGCUUUUUCAGUAAGUAUAGUGGCCACUGUUUCACUCGCUUCAGUCGCUUCUUCUUCUCACACACCAAUCCUCAGAGAGAGAGAGAGAGAGAGAGAGAGAGAGAGAGAGGCUUGGCCGAAGAUCACUACAACACCAAACUAAUCUUCUAGAAGCUUUCAGCUCAACGGAGAAGCCCACAGAGGAGCAGAGUUGUAAAAAUGGAGAGAAAGCAGGGGUUCUUUUCGGCGCUGAAAGAGGAGGUGGUGAGGGGGCUGUCGCCGGGAAGGUCGAGGGCGAAAAGUCCGGCGAGUAGUGGGUCCCCCAUGUCGAGCCUGCUCCGGCGGAGGAAGAACAGCGGCCACCACAACCACGUGGCGCCACCGGAGGUGUUGAUCUCGAGAUCCGGGAGUCUGAGGCCGGCGGAGGCGCUUUCGCCGCUCAAGGAAGGGCCCGACGGGACGGACGGCGGAGAUUCAAAGAUGGAGGGAAGGUGGGGCCACUGGAUGAAGGGGCAGCUCUGUAGGGCCCCCUCCGUGUCGUGCUCCGCCUAUAAGAGGUCCGAUCUGAGGUUGCUGCUCGGCGUUCUCGGCGCGCCGCUCGCCCCGGUGCACGUUAGCACCACCGAGCCUUUGCCUCAUCUGAGCAUCAAAGAUACCCCCAUUGAAACAUCAUCUGCUCAGUACAUAUUGCAGCAAUACACGGCAGCAUCAGGAGGACAAAAACUUCAAAAUUCUAUGCACAAUGCUUAUGCGAUGGGAAAGGUGAGGAUGAUAGCAUCCGAGUUCGAAACAGCUAAUAGGGUUGUUAGGAGCCGGAAUUCUUCCAAAGCAGCAGAAUCCGGCGGCUUUGUUCUUUGGCAGAUGAAUCCAGACAUGUGGUAUGUUGAACUUGCACUUGGUGGCAGCAAGGUCCAUGCUGGUUGCAACGGCAAGCUUGUGUGGAGGCACACCCCUUGGCUUGGUGCACAUGCUGCGAAAGGACCUGUUAGACCUUUGCGCCGUGCCCUUCAGGGACUUGAUCCAAGAACAACAGCGAGCAUGUUCACCAAUGCCCGAUGCAUUGGCGAGAAAAAGAUCAACGGGGAGGAUUGUUUCAUCCUCAAGCUCUGUGCUGAUCCUGUGACGCUGAAGGCCCGGAGUGAAGGGCCUGCAGAGAUCAUCAGGCACGUUUUGUUUGGCUACUUCAGCCAAAAAACAGGGCUUCUUGUCCACUUGGAAGACUCCCAUCUGACCCGCAUUCAAAACAAUGGAGGUGAUGCUGUGUACUGGGAGACAACAAUCAACUCAUUCCUUGAGGAUUAUAGGCCUGUGGAAGGAAUUAUGAUUGCUCACUCAGGGCGUUCGGUAGUAACCCUUUUCAGAUUCGGAGAAACUGCAAUGAGCCACACAAAGACUAGGAUGGAAGAGGCUUGGACAAUUGAGGAGGUGGCGUUCAAUGUCCCUGGCUUGUCAAUGGACUGUUUCAUUCCUCCUGCUGAGUUAAGAUUUGCGUCCAUGAGUGAAGCCUGUGAGCUCCCUCAGGGCCCGACUGUUAAGACCACCGUGGCAGCAGCUGCAUAUCGAGCGAAAGUUGCUGCACUGGAGAAAUCUCGAGACGGCAAUGUCAAUAAUAUCACGUGGAAGAUGGAUGUUUAGAGACACCACGCGGUCUAUGGGUAGAUUCUCUGCGUAAAUUCUAGUUUUAAGAACUGACAAAGUCGAAAGUAGAUUGGCAAAGUAGGACUAUGGAAUUUUUUUGCUUCCUCCUUUUCUACUUUUUUCUGGCAGAAAUAAUUCUGCAUGGUUCAAAUGUGUUUACAAACUUUGUACAUAGAGCACAAUCAUUCAUAGAUUUUCUCGGGCCCGAUCAAGUGUAUUCAGCUUGUUCUCAGUCAGAAAUCUACCGUGGAUGCAGGCUCGGGGUUUUGAUGGUGAUUGAACUAACUGAGGUCUGUUCCCCAUUACAACGCAUAGACGUGAAAUCAGGAUUUUAAGGAGCUUUUCUCUCUCGAGAUUCUUGUAUACUUCAUCUGUAAAAGGGUUUCAACCCCACAUCUCAAGUCUUUAGAUCAAUAUGUACUCAUAUGAAUGACGUUUGUGGUGUUUCUUAGCAAAUGCAAAUUAUGUCCUUAGACUUCUGUCAGUUCCAAGUUUUGGCGUUGUAGUUUUACAUAUGGUGUUUUAUUAAAGAAUUAAGUGAACUUGGCGAAA